UGCAUCUUAGAUAGCGUAAUACACAUGACAUAUUCAACAUGGCGUUGCUGGUUUGGGGAGUAACGCUACUGCUUCUGUCGUCCUCUCUCGCCGUGUUCGAGCCUGGAUGCAGCUUCAUGAACAACCAAUGUGUCUACAACGUCAAACUGGGACACGAGGGUCAGUGUGAUACCCAGAGAACAGCGACCACUACCGGAGGGGGUUCGGACAACUGCUGCAAUGCCGUACAGGGCAACAUGAACAAUCUACAGGGCGUGGUGGACGACCUCGUGAAGCAGAUGCAUGGAGUUCAGCAGAAACUAGGAAUGAACCAAUCAGCGUCCGUCUUACUGAACAAAACAACCAAUGAGAGGGACCAGUUACUGCAAGAGCUGACUGCCAAGGCGGCAGCACUGAACACGUCACAGGCCAACCUGGCACAACUUGUACAGCAGUCGGCCAAUGCCAUUCAGAAAACCCUCAACAACUGUAAAGGCGUUCUUGGUCUGCGAACAAGCAAUGUCAGCCAGUCCACAGCUUCAGAUGACUACACGGUGUCAUUGUGCACAUUCGAGAAUACCAAUUGCGGAUACACUGAUCUUAGUUCUGUGAACAAGUGGAAGAUUGGGCAUGGUAUAGAGAACCGUUAUAUCGGCCCUCAAGAAGACCACACAACUGGCGCACCAAAGGGAACCUACAUGUACAUUGAUCCGACAUCAGGAGAUUACGACUACCAUAGGACCAACAGAACCUUCUACCUCGCCUCCCCCGACUUCCAACCCGCCCCUGCCUACUGUGUCAGGUUCUGGUACAACUUGGACGGUGCAGAUGCCAGAUCUCUUCUGGUGUACGCCAAGGUUGGCUCAGGUCUUGGUUAUCCCAUUUGGCGAAGCUAUGGAAACCAUGGGCAAACAUGGCAUCUUGCUGAGAUUAACGUGGACUCUGAAUUUACAAGUCAACCGUUCAAGGUGGUGUUGGCUGCAGUCACAGAUGCCUACAAGGUCCGCCUAGGUUUCGCACCAUACUACCGGGACGAAAACGAAAAGGAUAUCGCAGCCAUUGACGAUGUAUACGUCUACAACACGACAUGCACCAAUAUCCCAAGCUGCCCACCUGGAGCCAUAACACGCAAAGGGAACCUGGUACCAGAGCGCCGAGGCCUGCCGCCAAGAGUGGCCACCACCUCGCACCUGGUGACGAUCACAUCUAAAGAAGAGCAGGACUUCCUUGUCAGCACUAUCAAGCAAAGUGCUGUGUUGAAUGCCGCUGGCGGCUAUGGCUGGUACACAGGCGGAAAUGACGAAAGGAGUGAGGGCAUGUUUGAUUGGACAGACACCGGCCUUCCAUACCAGAGUGCGUACAGCGACUGGCACCAGGGACAGCCCAACAACGUUGCCAACGACCAGAACUGCCUGCUGCUUCAAUACGCUAACGCCAACUAUGAAUGGGGAGACGUGGACUGCGACGAGGCACACCCGUACAUCUGCGAAGUGGAACUGCCUGUGGUGUAACAAAACAGCGUUUAUCUACACUGUACUCAUCUGGAUAUAAGUAUAAUGUGACAACUACGUACAUGAAACAUUGCAUCUCCAAUGUAAUACUAAUAAAUUAAUGCAUUUGAA
Messenger RNA from Haliotis rubra (blacklip abalone), 1601 nucleotides. RefSeq names its product MAM and LDL-receptor class A domain-containing protein 1-like. Gene Ontology annotation, cellular component: membrane. Bases 39 to 1490 code for a protein of 483 amino acids. The record is from RefSeq and is a predicted model, not a curated record. Lineage: Eukaryota; Metazoa; Mollusca; Gastropoda; Lepetellida; Haliotidae. The transcript is spliced from 10 exons.